This is a messenger RNA of Naegleria fowleri, 861 nucleotides long. RefSeq lists its product as uncharacterized. Lineage: Eukaryota; Heterolobosea; Eutetramitea; Acrasida; Naegleriidae. Bases 1 to 861 code for a protein of 286 amino acids. The record is from RefSeq and is a predicted model, not a curated record. The transcript is spliced from 4 exons. Gene Ontology annotation, molecular function: hydrolase activity.
AUGUCAAACACUACUAUAAUCCACACAAUUAGUGGUCCAUUAGAACUUUUCAUUUGCUCCGAUUUGCAUUUAGAGAUGCCCCUUUCCAAAGUUCCAACACUUCCUCCAGGAGAAGGUAAAAUCAUUGGCUUGUUGGGAGAUAUCGGAAAGCCAUGCCAACAAAGUCAAUCCUAUGAAAGAUUUAUCAAAUCAUGCAUUGAAGACUACAAGUUUGAAAGAGUGUUGAUUAUCAUUGGAAAUCAUGAAUUUUAUGGAGGAGAAUAUUAUAGUAGAAAACAGAAAAUCAAGGAAAUUGUUCAAUCCUUUCCCGACAACAAAGUUCUCGUCUUGGAUCAAAACUCUCUCCUCAUCUUGGAAGAACAAACAAAUCGAAAAAUUCGUAUUCUUGGUUGUACCUUAUGGUCCAAUAUUCCUUCACGGCACGAAAGAGACAUUUCCAGAGCGAUCAGUGAUUACAUGUACAUUACUAUUCAAAAGGGAGAGGAAGAGACAGCACAGAAACUCACAGUGCAAGAUACCAAUCAAUUUCAUAGGGAUGAUGUCGAAUGGUUAGUGGAGGAAUUAGAAAAGUGUAAAGAGAAUGGUGAAGAGGUUGUGAUUUUGACCCAUCAUGCUCCACUGAUAUCAGGAACCUCUCAUCCAAGACAUAAUAGCUCCAUCUAUUGCUCUGCCUUUUCAACUAAUUUGCAAUUCAUAAUGGACAAAUUUAGUGAUGAAAUUAAAGUAUGGGGAUUUGGGCACACACAUUACUCGAACUCGAUUCAAGUUGGAAAGACUUUAUUGGUCUCUAACCAACAAGGAUAUCGAGUUGAAUUAGAUAAUGAGAAGGGAUUUAAUUCAAAUUUAAUCUUGAAGAUUUGA